AUGGAACUUGCAGAAAAUCCCAUUUCUUCAUCUAAUAAUAAUAGUAAUCGUGAAGUUAAAUUCAAUCCAUCGAGAUCAACUUUUAAUAAUGAACUCUAUGAAUUAUGGCAAUGUAAUCAAACAAGUGAAUUUAUUCAAAAAAUUAAAUAUAAAUUAGUUAAUAGUCUUCAAGAAUUAUUUCGAGAUAUAUUUCCAUAUGCUGGUUUAUACAUUAUUGGAUCAACAGUUAAUGGAUUUGGUCAAUGUACUAGUGAACUUGAUAUUUGUUUAAUGAUAUCACAUGAUGAAGUAAUUAAAAUGAAAGAUUUCAAUACAUCUAUGACAUGUAAUAUAUAUUUAAAUGAAGCUGUUACUAUACGAAAUACAUUUCUAAUGAGAUUUUAUUCUGAAUGUGAUCAUCGAUUACCAAUACUUAUUAAUAUUAUUAAAUAUUGGGCAUCAAAAUAUAAUCUUAAACAACGAAUACAUUAUAGUUUUAAUGGAUAUUGUCUUACAUUAAUGUGUAUCUAUUAUUUACAAAUAGCAAUUUUACCUUCACCAAUCGUACCUCGUUUUAAUGAAAUAAUAUCAAUUAAUAAAUUUGAUAAGAAUAUUGAUAUUCGUAAAUUAAAUUUAUUUGAUACAAUUGAUUUAGCAAAAAUAUGGAUAUCAAUAAAUGUUACUGUUGAAGUAGACGAUUUAUUUAUUGGUUUUCUUAAAUUUUAUGCAAUCGAUUUUGAUUUUCCAAAUAAUGUUAUAAGUAUACGAACUGGAAGAAAAAUGAAUAAACGAGAAUUAAUAAAUGAAAUUGAUCGAAACAAUCGAUAUGUUGUUAUUGAAGAACCAUUAAUCGGAACAAAUGUCGCUUCAGGUAUUUCAACUGAUAAAAUCUAUCAAGAACUCAUAGAAAUAUUUCGCACAACUUACAAUAAAAUAUCAUCAACACAUCGUCUUAUUUCUCUAUAA
Molecule: messenger RNA, 945 nt
Organism: Rotaria sp. Silwood1
Lineage: Eukaryota; Metazoa; Rotifera; Eurotatoria; Philodinida; Philodinidae
Source: the annotation of a GenBank genome assembly